AUGACUGUACAAUCAAGAAUAGGCGAAGAAACUAAAUCUGGACAAUAUUCAUCGAAAGAACUUGAUACAUGGAUUGAACAAUUAAAAGAAUGUAAACCAUUACAAGAAAAUCAUAUUAAAUAUUUAUGUGAACAGGCUAAAGAUAUUUUAUCGAAAGAAUCAAAUGUACAAGAAGUCAAAUGUCCGGUGACCGUUUGUGGUGAUGUACAUGGACAAUUUCAUGAUUUAAUGGAACUUUUUAAAAUUGGUGGUAA
Rotaria sordida is the source of this 254-nucleotide messenger RNA. The record is from the annotation of a GenBank genome assembly. NCBI's taxonomy places the organism in Eukaryota, Metazoa, Rotifera, Eurotatoria, Philodinida, Philodinidae.